This is a messenger RNA of Rhagoletis zephyria (snowberry fruit fly), 375 nucleotides long. The record is from RefSeq and is a predicted model, not a curated record. NCBI's taxonomy places the organism in Eukaryota, Metazoa, Arthropoda, Insecta, Diptera, Tephritidae.
AUGGCCCCGCAGCUCGACUACACCACCUCGGUGCUGGGGCCGCUGCUCGCCCGUUUCGGCGUCCACUUCGCCCUCAGCCCGGAGACGGUCAAACGCGGCUACUACCCGCGCGGCGGCGGCGAGGUGGUGGUCAACACCGCCCCCCUGCUGGCCGAGCCCAUGCAGCCGAUUGAGCUGGUGGACCGCGGCGAGGUGACGCUCAUUGAGGGCUACUGCUGGGUCGCCGGGGGCGGUCAACCGCUGGGGGCGGCGAAGGAGGCCGCCGAGGAGGCCCGCUCCGUCCUGAAGGAGUGCUACCCGGGCGUGCCGCUGCGCCUGAAGACGGUGGUCGAGGAACGGGUCGGAAACAAUGGCUCGGGCAGCGGUGUCGUGUAA